This is a messenger RNA of Drosophila sechellia, 2287 nucleotides long. RefSeq names its product transcription factor TFIIIB component B'' homolog Bdp1 (gene Bdp1). NCBI's taxonomy places the organism in Eukaryota, Metazoa, Arthropoda, Insecta, Diptera, Drosophilidae. Gene Ontology annotation, biological process: RNA polymerase III preinitiation complex assembly. The transcript is spliced from 3 exons. The record is from RefSeq and is a predicted model, not a curated record. Bases 126 to 2219 code for a protein of 697 amino acids. Gene Ontology annotation, molecular function: TFIIIC-class transcription factor complex binding. Gene Ontology annotation, cellular component: transcription factor TFIIIB complex.
AGCCAACACUAGACUUGAGAAACUCGUGGUUGCGGCCGCAUUGUUUUUGUUGCGCAGAUUUUGAUUCGAUUUGAUGUGUGAAACUGCUGUUGAGCCUAGAAGAAGCCUCAGAGUACCCAGGCAGGAUGUCCAUGCGGCGCCAGCGCAUCAAGGCUCCGGCCAACCUGUCGCUUAUCAAACGCAAGCCACGCAGGGAGGAGCUCCCAACGACGAAAAAGGAGGAUGAGGAGGAAGAGGAGGUGGUGGUGGAAGCAGCGACUGGGUCCCCGCCCGUUGCAUCGGCCCCUGCUGCGGAAUUGGAACUAGAGGCUGAUGCAAUCGCCUUCAAGAUGCCCGCAAGCUCAGCUGGGCAGCUGGAAGAUGUAUUCCACUCGGACCUCGAGGACAAUGUCAUUCAGAUGGACUUGCAGAAGACCACCAAUGGCUUCCCUAUGUCGCCCAGCAAGGCCCAAGCCCGUCAGCGUGUGCGACCCACUCCGGUAUUUGGACAGCGACGCAACAGCUUCGUGGGCUCACCCAUGGCCAGUGAUUAUGAGGGCGACUAUCAGUCUCCAGCCACGCCCACGCGGCGAGAGCGCUAUCUUAGCGGUUCUUCAUCGGGAACUCCUUUGCAGCAGCAGGUGCACUCGCCUAUGCCUCCGUCCCCCUAUAAAUACCUUCCGCCCGCCAGUCCGGGCAUGGGACGCAUUCGCACCGAAUCCACCUGUUCCACCUAUUCCGAAGGAGGCAGCAAGCAGAGGAAGGGCGAUGAUAAGUCGCAAAGUCAAGGUGGGCAGCGGUUAAAUGCCCGGCGAGACUUUGAAACGCGUUUCAAUAAGGGUGUGCCCGACAAGUCCACAUUCAAGAUGAUGGACAUGAUUUUCUACAAUCCGGAGAACAAUCCCAUGGUGCCCAAACAGUCGGUGACAACCAUCAAGGAUGAGUCUGGUGGCGAUGAUUCCAAGCCCGCAGUCGGUCAACUAUUGGAACCCAAGGGAGAGUCCACAUCCGCUAUGUUAGUGCCUCAGCUAAAGCUUGAUGCCAAUGGCGAGAUGAUCAUUGAUGAGAAAACAUUGGAGAUCGAAACCACGGCCGAGGUGGAGGCACGCAAGGUGCUAGCCAACUCAUCUUUAAUCCUAAUGGACGAGACUACGGGAGAUAAUGGAUUCUAUAAACGCCACAAGCGCACACCAUACUGGACCUCCGAUGAGACCGUCCGCUUCUACCGCAGUCUGCAGAUCAUCGGGACGGACUUCUCGCUAAUGUGCCAAAUGUUUCCAACACGUUCGCGUCGGGAUCUGAAGCUGAAGUACAAAAAGGAAGAGCGAACCAAUGGCCAGCUCAUAAACAAAGCACUACUCUAUCCUAAGGCCUUUAACAUUCAAGAGCUCAAGGAUCAACUGGAAGAGGAGGACCGCGAACGGGAAGAAAAUGAUCGCCAGUGGAGGGAAAUCGCACGAGCUCUUCCGGGAAACCCUAAGAAGCGUUCUCGAGUACAGCCGCAGAGCAAGGCAUCAAGGGCCCUAAACGAUGGUGAUGUUGUCUACGAAAACGAGCACGUGACGAGUACAAAGCUCGGCAAGCACGCCUGGGCCAAAAGGCGAAAGGAGUUGGAGACCGAUGAGAACGACGGGAGUGGGCCGGCUAAACGAAAGCCAAAGGCUAAGCGACGAUCUCCCAAAGUUCCAGUUCUAGCGGCAACGGAGAGUCUGUCGGAUGUGGCGGCCAUUAAGCAGGAAAAAACGAUCAAAACCGAACAAACGAGUAGUCAUUUGCCAACGGGGGGAGAACUGCAGGCUGAGCUCAAUGGCCUCCUGAUGGAUGAUCCGGUGGAAUAUGACGUAGAUUUAAACAAGCCACGUGAUAAAACUAUGAUCAAUAUGGAUGAUGGUACCCUAAGCUAUGUCAGCGACAUUGAACCCGCCACAGAGACUCCCAAUCGAAAGGCAGAAACAUAUUUAAUAAACUUCAUUGGAGACCAAGAUCAUGGUCAUGAAGUUAUAACGCCGGAUGACCCCAUUCCGCCGUCCACUACCGAACCGGAUAUCGAACAAAUUCUCGCGGAGCUUGCGGAAGGAUCUUUGGCCCUCGUCUCGUCCCUGGAUCCAGAGCACGAGGAUCGUGUGCUCAACGAAAUCUACAUGCUGGACAAAAAGACGGGCGAGUUGUGCGAAACGCCGCUGAAAAUACCAGAGCAUAUUGUUCAAUGCAUAAUGAAUGUUAUGCAGCCAGAGGACUAACGACAUUUUAUAUUUAUAUCUUAAGAGUAUUUGUUAACAGUUAUAAUUUAUUAAAGCAUUUCGCUAGA